UGCGGAGGGCUUGAAAUGUGGCUGAGCGCCUCGGACACCUCAGACGGACGGUGGCCAUCCCAAGACGCGCCUCAGCCCGCCAUGGCCCGGCUCCUCCGGGCAUCCUGCCUCCUGUCCCUGCUCCUGGCCGGGUUCAUUCCGCCGGGCCGGGGACAAGAGAAGUCCAAGACAGACUGCAAUGGAGGCAUGAGCGGUACCAUUUACGAGUAUGGGGCCCUCACCAUCGAUGGGGAGGAAUACAUUCCUUUUAAGCAGUACGCAGGCAAAUAUGUCCUCUUUGUCAACGUAGCCAGCUACUGAGGUCUGACAGACCAAUACCUUGAACUGAAUGCACUACAAGAAGAGCUGGGGCCGUUUGGCCUGGUCAUUCUGGGCUUCCCCUGCAACCAAUUUGGCAAACAGGAGCCAGGCGAGAACUCGGAGAUCCUACCCAGUCUCAAGUAUGUCCGACCAGGGGGCGGCUUUGUCCCUAACUUCCAGCUCUUUGAGAAAGGAGACGUGAAUGGGGUGAAAGAGCAGAAGUUCUACACUUUCCUGAAGAACUCCUGCCCUCCCACUGCCGAGCUCCUGGGCUCACCCGGCCGCCUCUUUUGGGAACCCAUGAAGAUCCAUGACAUCCGCUGGAACUUUGAGAAGUUCUUGGUGGGGCCAGAUGGCAUACCAGUUAUGCGCUGGUAUCACCGGACCACAGUCAGCAACGUCAAGAUGGACAUCUUGUCCUACAUGAGGCGGCAGGCAGCCCAGGGGGCCAGAGGGAAGUAACUGGUACC
Messenger RNA from Acomys russatus (golden spiny mouse), 770 nucleotides. It is a transcript of the gene Gpx3, whose product is annotated as glutathione peroxidase 3. Gene Ontology annotation, biological process: hydrogen peroxide catabolic process; response to oxidative stress. Gene Ontology annotation, molecular function: glutathione peroxidase activity; selenium binding. Lineage: Eukaryota; Metazoa; Chordata; Mammalia; Rodentia; Muridae. The record is from RefSeq and is a predicted model, not a curated record. The transcript has 5 exons.